Messenger RNA from Triticum aestivum (bread wheat), 1470 nucleotides. Its product is annotated as transcriptional regulator ATRX homolog. NCBI's taxonomy places the organism in Eukaryota, Viridiplantae, Streptophyta, Magnoliopsida, Poales, Poaceae. Bases 366 to 1346 code for a protein of 326 amino acids. The transcript is spliced from 5 exons. The record is from RefSeq and is a predicted model, not a curated record.
AGAGUAGUCGCUGUCAUCUACAGGUGCGACCAAAGUAUAUAUCGAUUUGGAUAUGCCUGAAACAGCUGAGCUCCAUACGAGGUAUCGCUUGGAAGAUGAUAUCAUAGAGGAAACAGGGUCGGAAGCCCACUUGCAAGGAACAAUUCAAGAACAAAUGCUCUAUAACAGAAAGACACUAAGAUAAAUAACUGAAAUUGCAUAUGAAUCUGAAAAACAGGAAAAGUUCUAUACUGCAGAAGCAACCAUUAAGUCAAUUGAUACAUCAGAUGAGUGGUACUACAUAGGAUGCGGCAAAUGUAACAAAAAAUACAAAAAGAAGGGAAUCACUUCUACUGUCCAAAAUGUGAGAAAGAACCUGAGAAGACAUGUCCAAGGUAAAUUUGAUAAUAUCUCAUGUUUUAGGUAGUAAUUUAUCCUCCACUUACCAGAUGUGUCAUUUUGUUACUAGGUACAAACUUAAGCUAGAGAUAUGUGAUCAUACUACAACAACAACUUGCACCAUGUUUGAGACAGACGCAAAAAAACUGAUUAAGCAAUCUGCAAGAUUCUUGAUAGAUAGGGAUGACUAUGAUAUCCAUGAGCAGGCAGAAAAAUUUCAGAAAAUAUGUGGGCAGAGAUUGAUUUUUCAGUUCAGACUGAAUGACUAUAAUUUCAAGUACGGUUACCAAGAUUACACUGUUCAUAGAAUAUUUUUUAUGGACCCUGAAGAAGAUUCAUCGGUACAACACGUUAAUGUUGAACAUAACAGUACGAAGGGCACUAAAAAUUCUAGGACUAGGAACACAUGUCGCGUUGUACAUUCUGAUGAAGAAUCAGAAGAGGAUAGCCAGGAGAAAGAUGCAUGCAAAUUCAAGGAAUCUAGCCCCAAAAGAAAGCGUACAAUAAGCAUUACUGAAGACAAAGAUUCUGAAAAAGAUGGAACUGAGAAUUAUUCAAAGACCAGCAUAAGGCUUACUGGUGUUGUUGAUAAGGGAUCUAAGAAGAAAGGAAUUCAGAAUGAUAACCAUGAGCAAGUGAAAAAAUUAUCACUUUCAAAAACUAUAAAGCAAGAAUCAGAGGAUGAUGAACUCACUAUUGACCAGACUAAAAGGGGUAGGAGACGGAGCACAGGUCGUGCUGCACAUCUUGACGAUGAAUCAAAAGCUGAAGGUAGUCAGGAAAUAAACAAAUCCAAAUCUAUGGAAUCAAGCCCCAAGAGGAAGCGUGUUGUAGGCAAAUGCGCCGGUGUUUAUCAGGAGCACAAUAAUUCAAGGCCUAGGACAAGGCUUAGUUGUGUCGAUAAAAAAUCACUAAGCAAAGGCAUUCAGAAGUCUGGUGUAUUAAGGACUCGAAAGACAAGUCGCUAAUUUGUGGAGAUCCGUUAAUUUAGGAUGUAGUACAAUAGAUGGGAGCAUCACAUUUGUACUUUAUACGAACUUCGUCAUUGUUUAAGAUAUUUUUAAUAAACGUGAAGGCAUACCUUUGUGUUAG